CUUCGCACUUCUGACAGUCUUCAGUGUGAACUCGGAGAGCGACACGCGCAAGCUGUGCCCACAACAACAACAGCGGUCCUGGCGACAUGGAGAAAAAGGCGAACGAAGCUCUGCUGUACGCUGCCGAGAGCGGCUGUCUUCGUGGCGUCAAAGCCGCUCUGAAAGCAGGUGCGGACAUUGACUACACCCAGGACAACAAUGUGGUCACCGGCACUGGAACAGCUCUAUUCAUCGCUUCUGUGGAUGGGAAUGUGGGCAUGGUGAAACUGCUACUCAACAAGGGGGCGUCUCUUACGAAAAGGACAUCGGUAUCAUCAUCUGUUCCUCUCCAUGGAGCAGCGAUGCGAGGUCACACAAAAGUGGUGGAAGUGCUGGUCCGUCGCGGUGCCACAGUAGACAUACAGGACGCCUUCCAGAAGACGCCGCUCAUGAUGGCCUGCGUCUUCCAACACGUCGACACUGUACAGCGACUGAUCGAGCUCGGAGCAAGGGUCGACUUGACAGACAGAUGUGGCAUGACAGCUCGGAGAUACUGCGAGGUUGACAUGAUCAGAGAAGAGUGCGACUGCGCGCGGAGAGAGAUGCUGCAACUGAUACUGAGGGCGAUGAAUUCCAAGCUGCUGAGAUGCUGCAACCCUACGUGUGGCAAACCGGGCCUCAGGUCCAAAUUGAAGCUGUGUGGCCAGUGCAAGAUGACUCGGUACUGCAGCCGAGACUGUCAGAAACAACACUGGACUGUCGGACACAAGAAGAGCUGCGGACAUGACGCGUACCGUGAUGCUGGACCAUCCCCCUUCGAAAAAAUGUUCAAGAAGAUGAAAAGGGAAACUUCAACUGCAAUGUGUCCGGUUCCAGGAACACCCACAUACACUGAGGAGAGACAACCCCCCUCCCAAAAAGUGUUCAUUGUAUUGCUUAUGGUUCUUCUGUGGUUCAGUUACUCCUUGUUCGCAGACGAUGACUCAGAACUGGGAGAAGAGGAUUUUGACAGUUGUGUGGAAGUACUAUAUGGAGGAAUUGAGGAAUUAAUGUAAUAUCCGACUAGAUUACAUCAUACGAUCCCCUCCAUGGAUCCACAGUUCCGAUACAUCCACAAAAGCCCAAAACACUUUUUUGUACACUUGUAAAAGAAUGUAAAGGGUACCUACAUAGG
This is a messenger RNA of Branchiostoma belcheri (Belcher's lancelet), 1153 nucleotides long. Its product is annotated as ankyrin repeat and SOCS box protein 11-like. Gene Ontology annotation, molecular function: protein binding. The coding region runs from base 87 to 1034 and encodes 315 amino acids. NCBI's taxonomy places the organism in Eukaryota, Metazoa, Chordata, Leptocardii, Amphioxiformes, Branchiostomatidae. The record is from RefSeq and is a predicted model, not a curated record. The transcript has 5 exons.